Molecule: messenger RNA, 2116 nt
Organism: Oryzias melastigma (Indian medaka)
Lineage: Eukaryota; Metazoa; Chordata; Actinopteri; Beloniformes; Adrianichthyidae
Product: ceramide synthase 2
Exons: 6
Coding region: 129-1949 (606 amino acids)
Biological process (GO): ceramide biosynthetic process
Cellular component (GO): membrane
Molecular function (GO): DNA binding; sphingosine N-acyltransferase activity
Source: RefSeq, a predicted model, not a curated record
CGGAACUUAUUAGAAGAAGAAGAAGAAGAGAAAUAUGGCGGCGACAGGUCCGUUUAUCCGGUACCCGUGACACGGGGACUGACAACGCGCCUGCGCUCUGCAGGACUGCGAGCGCGCGCCACAGAAGCAUGGAGCCCCCCCCUCCACCGCUCGACUUGCUAGCGAGCACGAGCGCGUGUCUCCUGAACGGGUCCGAGCCGGAGCACAGCCCCGCCCAACUGGCCUCCCUCAUUCUGUCUUGCGCGCGGGAGUGCGCCGCGUGGGAGCUGGCGUGCGUGAGCAUUUCGCUGGUGGCAAAGACCGUGCGUGUGCUGGAGUCCGGGGAGCUGGCGGUGGUGCGGGUCCGGUUCUGGGAGGAGCUUCUGCGGCUUCUGGGGGAGGAGCGUCUGCUGCCGAGGCUCGUGGAGCAGUUCCAGUCCAGGGAUCGGCUGGUGUCACACCUGUCUGCAAAGGCUGCUUCCUGCUGGGUGGUCCGGAUGAUCAGGAGGGGGGAAGCCGUCCCCUCCACCUGGAAGAUGACCUGUGAGCAGAACUUCCUCAGCUGCUCGGCUGGACCAGAACUGAACUCCUGUCUCUGGUCUCUGACUGAAGUCUGCAAGAGGUUCCUCUCAGGAGCUCCACCAGAACUCCUGCAGGACCUGCUAGCAGAACUUCACCGGAGCAUCUCGGUUCUGUGUUCAGCGCUGCUUCCCGAGAGUCCAGCAUCAGGACUGUCCGGAACCACGCUCUGCCUCCUGCUGGACCUGGUGGAGGUUCUGAUGGCCUCUGCUCUUCAGUGUGGGGAGAAAGCAGGCUUGAGGAAGCAGGACCUUGGCUGGGUUCAGUGGCCACGCCUCCUGGUGGCAGUCAGCGGCCCGUCAGAUCCGUUCGUGAAGCGCAGAACUCUGCUGCUGCUGAAGCGAGUUCUGCUGCUCAAACCGGGAGAAGAAUGGACCACCGGAGGACGGAGGCUGACCGCCAAACCCGGCGCAGAACUCGCUCCUGUGGCCCACGCCGUGCUGGCAGCCGUGGACGCAGGCUGGCUGGACUCUAUCCGGGUGGGGCCGCACACUUUCUUUGGAGGCGGAGUUCCCAGAGGGGGCGGGGCAGAUGAGGCAAUGCUGAGAGCCGCCAGCCUGCUGCUGCUCCGGUCUCUGGAUGUCUCCGUUCACGCCGCUGGACCAGGAGAAAUGGGAGGAGCUUCAAAGCUCUCCAGGUAUCUGCAGCGUCUUUGGGCCUUUUUGAGACGCUGGACCCCCCCCCAGGUCCAGGUGGAGCACCUGUGCUGCUACCUGACGGUGCUGUUUGGAGAGCAGGAUGAUGACUUGAUGGAGGCAGCCAGAGCCUUCCUGUCCGUCUUCCUCAGCUCCAGGGGGGGGUCAGACCUGCAGACGGCCUGCUCUCUGGGCUGUAACCCUCACUGUCACUUCGUGCUCCUGCUGAGGAGCUUCUCCUUCGACCACAGCCUCCUCCUGGACUUCCUGAUCGGCACUGAGACCUGCUUCCUGGAGUACCUGGUGCAUUACCUGAGAUACCUGAGAAGAGACUGGGAGGGUCUUACCGCAGCCUGCAGAGCCUCUGGGGGGGUGCAGCAGCCUGUGGGGGGAUCUACCGGGUCCGGCUGCGGUGUUCGGGCAGUGUCGGCCGGGUCCGGUCCGUCGGCCGGGUCCACUUUGUCAGACGGCCUCCGCCUUGUAGAAUACGACAGCUCUGACGAGUCGACUGAGGAGGAAACGGAGGACGGAGGUUCUGUGUGGAGAUCCAGAUCAGAGUGCUGGUCACAGCCACGCCGGGAAGCAGGUCAGGUGGACAUGGACCUUCUGGACAGAACCGUCCGGUGUCUGUCUGAGCUCAGAGAGGUGCUGGUUCGGCUGCAUUCCAGACAGCUCUUCCCUUACAACCCCUCAUCCCUCCUAAAGCUCCUGGCUCAGGUAGAAGCUGCUCGUGACGGCGGCCAGACGCCCACCUGAAGGUGGGAGGAGCCUCUGUGACCACGGCAGGGUGGAAACUCCCUGUAGCCUCCACGUGGACGGUGGCGGAAAAGCUCUUCUGGGGCACGUUUCAUAAAUUAACUACAACUUCACAUCAGAGUUUGUCAAAACGUUUUCCAAAUAAAUCAUCCAACAUUUCUAAAUCA